This is a messenger RNA of Zeugodacus cucurbitae (melon fly), 5269 nucleotides long. RefSeq names its product terminal nucleotidyltransferase 5C. Lineage: Eukaryota; Metazoa; Arthropoda; Insecta; Diptera; Tephritidae. The record is from RefSeq and is a predicted model, not a curated record. The transcript has 3 exons. Gene Ontology annotation, molecular function: RNA binding; poly(A) RNA polymerase activity. Gene Ontology annotation, biological process: mRNA stabilization. Bases 1883 to 5101 code for a protein of 1072 amino acids.
CGUAACGAGGAGUAGUAGUUGUCCAAAUUAGCUAAUUCCGAAAAAACAACAAAAACGAAAACAAAAUACAUUUUUUUGUAUAAUAAUUUCGAAUUUGUCUUUUCUCGUGUCGUGUGAGUGCCGCAGCAUUUUCACUGUGCCAGUUACGAGUUUUCCUGCAUGCUCUGCUCGUGUUCUGCAUACAAUUUUGCAUAAAAUCCAAUUGGAAAAUAAAAUCCAAUACAAAUUGUGUGAAGUUGUGCAAAUUUAUGCCAGAGUGUGUGUGUGUAAAUGCGAAACGGAAGCGCUAAAACCGCUGGGUGAAGUGAAAGGUGGUGUACACAUUGUUUACAUACAUACAUACAUUUAUGUGUUAGAGAUUCCUUUAAGUAGUGUCUUCUGUGUUUGUGCAAAUUGUAAAAACGAAUUAAAAAAAAAUCAAAAAAUCAGUGCAUUUUCAUAUGAAUAAUCUCUGAAACCACGUUGCGCUAAAUUUUACAUAGAAAAAAAUCGCAGAAAAAACGUGCGCGCGUGCUACAACAACAACACAAUCGCAUAAGCAUAAAAAGCCAAAAAAAGCUACAAACAACAAACGCUCGUCGCUCAGUUCGGGCGCGCAAAGCAUAACAACCGUAAUUCGUGUCGUCGUUUGGCGUAGUAAACACUGUGUGUGUGCGUGUUGUUGCAGCGCCUUAACCUUCAAGUGGGAAAAGUAAAGAUAACGUCCCAAAGCGACAAAGAAGUGCUAGAAACAACAAAAGAGAGCAAAUACUCCAACAACAAUAGUGGAAAAUAGGUUAAAAAGUGUGUAUGUGUGAUGUCAAUAAGUUGAAAAUAGAAUAAAAUCUAAAAAAUACUCAGAGAAAGGUAGUGCAAAAACGCAAACAUCGCUAAAGAGCUUUUAUAAUAAAAAAAACAGCAACAACAACAAAAUUAACAAUAAUUUCGAAACGCUCGACUGUGUAGAAUUUACCCUACCACAAUUCGUGUCAAAGUGUAUGUGUGUAGAGUUUCGUGAUAGAGCGGUAGAGAGAGAGAGCUUGAAACGAUCGCGUGAGCAUUUAAAAGUGUAGAGAAGGCACAAAGUAAACACCAGAUCAGACGGUAAAGGUGAAAGCGGAAAGUGAAAUUGAAAAAAAGUGAAUAACGAAUUCAAAGUAAAAAAAGCAGCUAAAUUAAACGUAUUUAAAAUAAAAAUUAAAAAAAUCGGCUUUCGUUGUGUGGUGAGCGGCAAAUUACGCAGUCCGUACACGAACGAACUAACAUACAAAUAACGAAAUUUUGUUGACUACCAAAAGCACCGCAAAGCACUUAACCGCAGCUAACUAUUUCAUCAGUAACAACAACAAGCACAGCAGCUGAUUUUCGAGUGUAUAGUGUAUAUAGUGAAAAUAGCAACUGAGAGAGCGAAUGAGUGACAGCAAAAAAAAGCCGGCUGGGGCGGGAAUAUACAAGUUUUUGAAGAUCACAGUUGAAAAAUAGACGGUGUAAGAGUUGAACGCGCGUUAAAUGUGGUGACGAAAGUCAAAGUGUAUUAUUCGAAAAUUCAAUACACAUUCGAACAACAGGUGUAGUGAUUUUUGUAGUGUGUAAACACAAGUGUUUGAAAUUUUGCGAAAAUUAACGAUUUUAAAGUUUCGAAAUUCAAAUUCGAAUUUUCGAAGUUCAAUUACGAAUUUUCGAAAAUCAAAAAACCACAUUUCCGGCAAAUUUCAGUUGUUUAUGUGCAAAUUAUAGCAACAUUAUUGAAAAAUAAAUCAAUACAACAACAACAAAAACCGCAACCGGUAGAGCGUAAUAGGUUUACAAUUGUGUGUCUGUGAGUUUGUGACCCGGUCUCUGUGGGUUUGUGUGCGCUUAAGUGUAUGAGUACGUUUGGAAGACGUUUACAAAAACACAAAUCAUGGUAGAUACCAACAACAAAGCAACGUUGGCGACAACAACUACAGCAACGACAACGGAAACAACCACUACAACAACAGCAAAUGUAAAGCAACAACGUCAAACUGUAGGUGUUGCAGCAACGUCGUCGACUCAACAGAAACAGCAAAAACCACAACAAAAACAGGAAAAAUUCGAACAACAACAAAAUAUUGCCACAAAGAAGAGCAACAAAGGCAAGAAUCAGAAAAAAAAUGACAAGCUGAGCAAUGAGCGAAUUGAUGACAAUUGUAACAACAAUAACAACAACACAAGCAACCUAAACAACAACAACAACACCAAACAGGAGCAACACAACAUUAAUGCUGGUGUUGACGAAAAGCAGCUUACCAACAACAACAAUACAUUAACAACAAAAUCAACUAAGACUGUAUCAAAAACAACAACAACAAACUCACCAAACAUUUCCGCUGCAAAUGCUGACAGCAAGCAGUCGGCGUUAGAGAUCGACAAAUGCAAUAGCGCUGUUGAUAAAGAAAAUACCAACACUGACAAUGCGUAUGAGAAUACGGUGAAAGAACGCCAGUUGCCAAGCAAAGUGACAACAAAUGGCAAGAACAACAAUAACAACAACAAUAGUGGUAAUAGUGGCAACAAUCGUUGCAAUAACAACAAAAAUGCUAAAACACUCAGCGCCAAGCAAAAGCCACAAGCUGAUGACAAACAAUCGGCUGUUAGCCAAAAUUCACGCACCAACAACAACAAAAGUCAAAAUGGCAAAGUGUUUACGAAUAGCAAAAACAACAAUAAGUCCAAUUGGAAGCGUGUUGAGAAGCGCAAUAGCAUCAUUUUCAGCACCAAUCAUCACUACAGCAACUACAAUAGCAAUGAUAACAGCAGCAACAACAACAAUAACAACAACACAAUUAAACCAAACAACAAAUAUCACAUAUCAAAUUCCAAUACACCGAGCAUUGUGACCGAUGAAGAUGAUGAUUAUCGCGAUAUAACCGAUACCGAAUCGGUGCGUUCCAACGAUUGGCCACGAAAAUACUCACGUCCAUACCAACAACAGCAACAAAAACAAAAACAUCAGCAAAAUGCUAAAAAACUUAGUGCUAGUGAUCUCUUGACCGCCGCUCUAAUGGUGCCCUGUGAAAAGUGCAACAAAGUGAAAGUACCAGUACCACCACAAGGCGCCAAUUCGAAUGUGUCCACAUAUUCGUCGAGUUCGCGUCAAUAUCGUAAAUCCAAAUCGUAUAUGGGUGAAGAGACAGGUGGCGGUAGUGGGCGUAAUUCUGUCGCAUCCAUCGAAAAUUGGCGUAAUCCUGGCAAUGGUAAAUCUAGUCGCUAUCAACGCUCAAUGAGCGAUCGUCGUUCAUCGUUUGAUCGCAUGUUUGCCGAACGCAAUAAGGAUUUCGUGCCAAUUGUGCAACCCACUCGUCCAAUGUUGGCAUCGUCCAAUAUCGAAUGUGUUCUUACAGAUACCGAAAAACUGGUGCUCAUCGAACGCCUGGGGAAAGGGCGUCAGACGUAUCCGUUAAUGCAGUGCGGGACCUUAGACGCACACUCCGAAACGUCAUAUCACUAUCAACAGCGUUCGAACAGAAUGGAUGUCUAUCAAAUUGACGACGGUUUCCACUCGGAUGGCGGCACUGAGACGCCACCACCCUCACCCAGUUCGGGUUCAUCGAUAGCCUCGGCCUCGGAUCAUGGCUCAUUGGAGAGUGUCGAUACGGGCGGUACACAACGUUUGGCUGUGCUCUCAUUCGAACAGGUGCGCAAAUUGCACGAUGUCAUGGACGAAAAGGUGGCCAUACAUGGACGUGGUAAUUUCCCCACACUUGAAGUGCCGCUCAAAGACCUAGUGAAUAUGGUACGUCGCAAAUUGGAGGCCGAUGUGAGUGUGGGCGGUGCCGGUGUGAUAGUCAAGGAUGUGCGCUUGAAUGGUGGCGCAGCUAGUCAUGUUUUAGCUUCCGAAGAUCAGCCAUACAAUGACUUGGACUUGAUCUAUGCCAUUGAAUUGACAUCGACACGUCAUUUCGAUCGUGUCAAAUCGGCCGUGCUCAAUACAUUGUUGGACCUCUUGCCCGAAGGUGUGUGCAAACGGCGCAUUAUGCCGUGCGCUCUUAAGGAGGCUUACGUCGGCAAGAUGGUUAAGGUGAAUAAUAAUAAUGAUGGUGAUCGUUGGUCACUGAUAUCGCUCGGCAAUUCGCCGGGUCACAAGAAUGUCGAGCUGAAAUUUGUCGACACGAUGCGACGUCAGUUCGAGUUCUCUGUGGAUUCGUUUCAAAUCGUUUUGGACUCACUGUUGCUCUUCUACGACUGUGCCGCUCUACCGAUAUCGGAGAAUUUCUAUCCGACUGUGGUCGGUGAGUCGGUGUACGGUGACUUUCAGGAGGCGCUCUAUCAUUUGCAAAAGAAAUUGAUCUCAACACGACAGCCGGAAGAGAUACGCGGUGGCGGUUUGCUCAAAUAUUGCAAUCUAUUGGUGCGCAAUUAUAAGCCAGUAGAUCCGCAACAUAUCAAGACGCUCGAACGUUAUAUGUGCUCACGUUUCUUCAUCGAUUUCCCCGAUAUCAAUACGCAGACCAAGAAACUGGAGGCGUACUUGUCCAAUCAUUUCUGGGGUGUCGACGAGGAGCCCCUACAAUAUCAGUACCUGAUGCAUUUACGCGAAGUAGUCGAAAUGUCAACGGUGUGCCUGAUGGGACACGAGCGGCGGCAGACCAUGUUGCUCAUACAGAAUUUGGCCACAAAUGUGUUGUACAAGGAGCAGAAGAAGCAACAGCAGGCGCAGGAGCAAUAUCAACAACAACAGCAGCAACAACAUCACCUUCAUCAUCAUCACCAGCACCAACAACAACAGCAACAGCAGCCAGUCGAUGUGCUAAACACACAACAGCAACAACAACAGCAGUCACAUCAACAACAAGUAACGCUGGUCACAGCACAGCAACAACAACAAUUGCAAGCGCCGCAAACACAGACAAUCUACUUGCAAGCGGCGCCGGCAACAACACCACAAACAACAACAGCGACCAUCUGCUGCACGACAGCCACCGGUGAACAGCAGCAACAACAAGUGCAGGUACAACAACAGCCACAACAAGUGCAGGCGAUACAGACGCACGCCACAGUGGCCCAGCCGACGACCACCAUACUGGUCUACAAUGGCGUCUACUAUGCACCUGUGAUUCCGGCUAUUUGCACAUGCAAUUCGACGUGGUUGAGCACGUGAUUGGCGAAUGAGCCGACGGCGACGGGGCAAACAGACGCAAUAACAACAACAACAGCAUGCGAAACAACAACAGAAGCAGCAACAACAGUAACAGCGACAACAAGCGCAGCAGCGGCAGCAGACACAGUAGGGGGUGCACAACCACAACAGCAGCAACAAGAAUUGCAA